Messenger RNA from Dicentrarchus labrax (European seabass), 1214 nucleotides. It is a transcript of the gene dtx3la, whose product is annotated as deltex E3 ubiquitin ligase 3L a. The record is from RefSeq and is a predicted model, not a curated record. Gene Ontology annotation, biological process: Notch signaling pathway; protein ubiquitination. NCBI's taxonomy places the organism in Eukaryota, Metazoa, Chordata, Actinopteri, Moronidae. The transcript is spliced from 5 exons. The coding region runs from base 77 to 685 and encodes 202 amino acids.
AACAGAUCACUCAGCAGCACACCACAACCCAGCAACUCGACACACCCAUCUCUCUGUCUCUUUCAGUCUCUUUCUCAUGUCACCACGAGCUGAAUUAACAUCUAAACUCCAGGACUGCACAAGAGAGAGACAUAAGAAAAGGUGUGGGGAAGAAGAGCAUUUCAACAGUAUGGGCUCAGGCCAGAGCAGUGAGAAGCUCCACUGUAACCGUUAUCUCACUGGACAGGGUCCUCCAUCACUAGUACAACAAGCUAAUGAAGGGCUGAAUGGGAUGCACAAAGCAGUGAAUGGCUGCCAGCCAGAAGGCCAGAUGACCUGGGUGCUCCUCCACAGAGACCUGCCAGGAUUCCCUGAUGACAACACCCUGCAGAUCAACUACAUAUUCCCAGAUGGAAUACAGACAGAGAAACAUCCUCACCCUGGCCAGCCUUAUGCAGGCCUGCGACUUUGUGCUUACCUGCCUGACAACCAUGAAGGCAGAAAAGUUCUCAAGCUGCUGGACAAGGCCUUUAACCAGCAACUCCUGUUUACUGUUGCCACCAAUAGACAUGGAGAGGACAUGGUCACUAUUGCUUCUAUCCCCCUGAAAACACAUCCAGAUGGAGGGAACAGAAUUGAUGGCUACCCAGACUCUGAUUACCUGAAGACUGUGAGAAAGCUACUGAGGGAUAAAGGCAUUGAAUAACAAACGACACACGCACACACACACUGAAGGCAGAUACUUAAAAUUUACAUUUUAUCUAUGAAAGACCAGAGAUUCUGUGCCAUAAUAUGUCUUUUACAAAACAUUAUCUGAUGUUUGUUGUCUAUAUGAAAUCUUGGUUAUAAUCUGUGUAUUAUUGCAUUAAUGCAGUUCUUACGUAUCAAGUAUAUUUAUUAUAACAUGUAUUAACUACAGCUUUUGGUGUCUUAUGUGCAAUAACUUGUCUUUGCGUGAAGCGAUUAUUUUAUUGAUUUUUAAAACUUAGAAUGUAUAUAUAAUACAUAUGAGCCGUAUCCCUGUAGGAAUUAGGUAAAUAUUUCAUUUAUUUUUGAGCAAUACAGGGAACAAUCUAAACACAUUAGUUUAUCCACAAUCCAUUUGUUGCACAAGAUUUAAUUUAGGAGGCACUUCCCACAGUAACCCAGGCCCCUUUGUCACCCCCCCCCCCCAUCUUCCUGUCCAUCUCUCCAGCUAUGACUGUCUAAUAAAGCAUACAAUUCCAAAAGUUUAA